AUGUCAACAGACAGCACUGUGUACACCGGGAUCUGGAUGAACCAUUCGAAAGGAUCCAUUCUUGGAGCCACUUUGACUGUAGCACCUGGCAAUGGACUCAUUGUUGUGGCGAUCCUUGCGCUGUUUGUCUCUUUAGCUGGAAGCCAGUCUUGGGGCAUGAUAAGGUUCGUUGUUCACCAAUUGAGAGCGACAACACAUCCAAGUCAUGGGAUAUACUAUCAACAGCAAGCCAUUUUGAGAAACACCGGUGUAGCUUCAGCUGCAAUCUGGCAAUUCGGCAAGAUCGCUUGGGUCUGGCGCUCUCGAGGCAUGAAAUCUUUUCAAAAAUCGAUUGUUCUUAUUAUCCUUGGCCUUACACAUUUGCUUUUCUUUCUCGCCGCUGGUGUAUUGUCAUCUCGGCUGGCCACGGUCAGUAGCGAGGUUUUGGUUCGCAGUCCCAAUUGUGGGAGCUGGGAUGCUCUCAUGCCAGCCCAACUUAUGGCCAAUGUUACGGAGUCCGUGAAUUACCUAGUCCAUAGGCGGGAAAAUGCCGACCUGAGCAUGGCGUAUGUUCGUGAUUGUUUUGGUGGAUAUCAGACCUCCCCACAGUGUAACACUUUCAUCCGUCAGGAGUUGCCUUUCACUACGGUUAACAACGCUUCAUGCCCGUUCAAUUCCAAGAUGUGCCUUGGUCCUGAAAAUGGGGCCAUUACUUUCACGACGGGUCUUUUGGAUUCCCUCGACGAUCUUGGAGUGAAUUCGCAAAAAGAUAGAGUGCUAUACCGAAAGAGCAUGACUUGCUCGCCAAUUGUGACGGAAGGAUAUACCAGUAAUGGUAGUUCAUCUCUGAACGGUCGCGGAUACAACUAUACUGCUUUGUAUUAUGGGCCAAAUCUUGAGAUGAACUCAUCAGAGCCAGCGUUUGGAGGUUUGCCAAACGCAACGUAUGUCCACACAGACUACAAAUCGCUGGCUCUUGGUUUUGACUAUAACCUUGAGAAUGAACGUUACUCUCUCGAAACUAUGCAGUAUCCGGCGGAAAUUCCCGAUUUUGAUCCAAUUCCAGAAUUGCUUACAUCAAGCGGAACAGUGACUCUACUGUUUGUAUCUUUUGACGGAGUGUACUUGGGAGAAAGUGAUGAUUUAUGGUUCUCGGCUCAUCAUCUCCUAGGCGAGCUUAUCGGGACUACCACAAGUAACGAUACCUUGUACAGUACCUACGGCUUCGAUAAGCCUGUAUCAACACUGGGAUGUAUUGAACAGUACCAGCUUUGCAAUCCCAAACAUCCCGAAAAUUCGGAUACGAGAUGUACCCCUUGGCUAGCCGCAAUUGAUCUAAGCAACUUCAAUAUUUCCAAUGUUCUCGACACCAAGAAUCAGCUGGAGAUAGCGAAUCUUAUUUUCUUGGUCAUGUUGAACACACAGCUUAAAAGAGUGGUCGAUGUUCUAUCUACCCCAUUACUAGCCAGUUCCAACAUGAUGUCUGCGAUUUCCGCACCAAUACCACCCAAUCAGUGGACACUGGAAGCUGCAAACUGGUUCGCUACUAGCAUCAACCUACUUCAAAGGGGUCUCGCUGAAGACGCAACUGGUCUUCCAAGCCCUUACUCAAAAUAUACGGCAAAUGCUGCCGCAAAUGAUCCUGCUCUGAAAUGGUUUUGCGAUAAUUUUAUCAUGCGAGACAACAGAUACACGUCGUUCAGCAUUUUGGCCAUAAGUUUUGUCCUCGGAGUUGGUGGUCUUAUCAUUAUUCUAAGUCUCUACUUCGAGUCGAUAAUUGGGUGGAUGCAAGUUCGCUGGAAGAGAGGGAUCUACCGCAGAGUUUACUGGAAGCUUGAUUCUGUUCUCCAACUCCAGCGAAUGGCUUAUGAAGAAGCUGGACUCGGGGCAUGGGAAAGAUGUGGCCACGAGGUCCCCGUUACUGCAGAGAAGAUACAGGUAGCCACGGAAUGGGAUGCUUGGCAUCCAACUAUCCGUGGCAAGGCAGUCUCUUCAUCAGAAUCACAACAUCAAAGCACACAGAAAGACCGUCAAAGUAAGUCUUCGGACACACUGAGCGAGGUACAAACAGUUGUUUCAAGAGCAGAGAGCAAGACACAAGCUUCAGUGACAAAUUCGGAGACAUUGAGUGAGGUACCGACAGCAGUUUCGGAAGCAGAAAGCAAGAGACAAGCAUCCGUGGCAGAGAAUGAGAUUGUGUCAAUAUCGGAUUUAGAGCGUUAGCUAGGUUGAAUUGGUUUGUAUGGCGUUUAGCUUUUCCUGGAUUGACAGCGAUAAAGUCAGGAUAGAAAAGGGUUCCAAUUUUGGAAUUGUAUUGGGGUU
Mollisia scopiformis is the source of this 2301-nucleotide messenger RNA. RefSeq lists its product as uncharacterized. Lineage: Eukaryota; Fungi; Ascomycota; Leotiomycetes; Helotiales; Mollisiaceae. The coding region runs from base 1 to 2202 and encodes 733 amino acids. The transcript has 3 exons. The record is from RefSeq and is a predicted model, not a curated record.